Molecule: messenger RNA, 447 nt
Organism: Myxozyma melibiosi
Lineage: Eukaryota; Fungi; Ascomycota; Lipomycetes; Lipomycetales; Lipomycetaceae
Exons: 1
Coding region: 31-246 (71 amino acids)
Source: RefSeq, a predicted model, not a curated record
GUGAAUAUCUUCUUUACAAGCGCAGGAACUAUGUCCCGUCCUAUUAUACUAGCUAUAGCGUCGUCCAGUCGACUCAGCGCUCCCUUGCUCUCCGCCCCCUUCACGGCUUUCCACCUGUGGUUGCUCUCGAGCUCUGCUCUCAGUCGCCAAAUUCUGUCGUUUCUGUUCUGUAACAGACCCUCCAUGCCUGAUAUUCACAAAUUCAAGCCAAUUUCGUUCACGCUUUGCAUAACACGUGAGCAUUAACGCUCUUCGUAGAUUCUACAGUCAGCAUGCUCGAUACUCAGGACCACAGUUCAAGUAUCAGAUAUAAAACAGAAAAAAGGGAGUUUCUUUUUUUUUCUUUCUUGGUUUUACAAUACGGUGCCGCCGCGCGCUCUUGAUACAACAAAUACACAAAACAAUCUGCUCUCUGCUAAGAAAUAUAACAAAACGACACAAAACAAA